Messenger RNA from Colletes gigas, 1379 nucleotides. RefSeq lists its product as uncharacterized. The coding region runs from base 1 to 1359 and encodes 452 amino acids. Lineage: Eukaryota; Metazoa; Arthropoda; Insecta; Hymenoptera; Colletidae. The transcript has 3 exons. The record is from RefSeq and is a predicted model, not a curated record.
AUGUCCAUUCGUACAGUACCUAAUAUUUUAAAAAAUAAUGCAAAAGUGCAUAGAACUUCUGGGGCAACUACAGUAGAAAAAAAGAAAACUCUUAUUAACACAAAACAAAAUGCACAAACGAUGAUCAAUUCUACUACAAUGUUGAAUAAUUCUUCUCUUAUAAAAAAAUGUCAUAAAAGAAAAGUUAAAAGUAAAAGAUUGUCUGGAAGAAGAAAACAAGAACACUUUCUCAAGGAAAUGUAUAAUUUUCCCAAUUGGGAUAUUUAUUCACUAAUUGAUGAUCGAAAAGAAGUGUUAAGUAAAAAUUUAUUUACAUCUACAGAAGUAGAACCCCCUAUGCAACAGGAGACAAUAAAAAUGUUCAUUGAUACACAACAUAUAAAACAGGAAAUACCUGUUUCUGAAAGUGAACAAGAAACAAAUUUGCUGUCUCCAGUCUCAUACAAUAUACCCAAAGAAUUUAUUCCUGAGUCUUACACUUUCUCUGAUCCACAAAAGAAUGAACCAAAUGAUUUGCAAAAUCCAAUUGACUUCUCAAGCAAUGAAAUAUUCAGUAAAUUCAACUAUGAAUCAUAUGAAACCAAUAGCUUGGAUUACCUCACAGAAUAUACAUUGAGCUCUGAUGAGACACAUCACUCAUCAAGUGAAAUCUAUGAUAAUGACAUAUAUGAAAAAAAACAUGACAUAAAUGGGAAUGAGGUUGAUAUGUAUGAGACAAAAUAUUCCUCUUUGAUACAAGACAAAGAGAAUGAUAAUGAUGUUUUAGUAAAUCAUUCCCUAAUGUCUUCAAAACAUUGGAGCAAUGAUAUAUCAGUUUUCAGUGAUAAAAAACUAAACUGUUCAUCUGAUCUUUAUUGUGGUUGCUCUCUGGAAAAUUAUGCUUUACACGAAAUGACAAUCAAUGAAGUAAAAAAUGAAAUAUUUACAGAAACUCUAAAUGAACCUUUAGUUACUAUGAAUAAUAACACAGACAGUAAAAUCAAUUUCAAUGAUUUAAAUUCAUAUUCUACCUUUAAUGAAGAAAUAUUGUCCCAGAAUCCAAUAGGAAGUACAACAUUACCAUUAACUGGAUUUAUAAAUUUUUUUAAUGAGAUAAAGAAAGAGAAAACAGAAAUACCUAGUACAGUAAAACAAAAAUGUAUCACAUUUAAUGAUUCUAAUGAUACAUCUUUCUCUGAGCCUGAUUUUAAUAUACUUUCCUGCAAUUCUGCAGAGGAAGUGAGACAUUACUCCACAGAUAUACUAUCAACUGUAAAUAACAAAGAAUUUAAAUGUUCAUUAUGUUCCCUGAUAUUUUCAACUACGCGUGCAAUGGCGAUGCAUCUGGCUGCAGCACACGGAGGCAUAAAUCAUCCCUAAUUCAUCAUUUAAAAACACAC